AUGGCUGCACAGUCAGUGCCAAAAGUUGUGCUAAAAAGCACCACCAAGAUGUCUCUAAAUGAGAGCUUUACUAAUAUGCUGAAGAACAAACAGCCGAUGCCAGUGAAUAUUCGGGCUUCGAUGCAGCAACAGCAGCAGCUAGCCAGUGCCAGAAACAGAAGACUGGCCCAGCAGAUGGAGAAUAGACCCUCUGUCCAGGCAGCAUUAAAACUUAAACAGAAGAGCUUAAAGCAGCGCCUGGGUAAGAGUAACAUCCAGGCACGGUUAGGCCGACCAAUAGGGGCCUUGGCCAGGGGAGCAGUCAGAGGACAAGGCCUACCCAUUAUCCAGAGAGGCUUGCCCAGAGGAGGACUUCAUGGGGGACGUGCCACAAGAACCCUACUUAGGGGCGGGAUGUCGCUCCGAGGUUGGGGUAUGAUAGGUCGGGGAAGUGGGGGCUUUGGAGGCAGAGGCCAGGGCCGUGGACGACAGAGAGGUGCCUUUGCUCACCCUGUAUUGACUAAGGAGCAGCUGGACAACCAAUUGGAUGCGUACAUGUCGAAAACGAAAGGACACUUGGAUGCUGAGUUGGAUGCCUACAUGGCUCAGACAGAUCCCAAAACCAAUGAUUGA
Messenger RNA from Hippopotamus amphibius kiboko, 612 nucleotides. Its product is annotated as chromatin target of PRMT1 protein-like. NCBI's taxonomy places the organism in Eukaryota, Metazoa, Chordata, Mammalia, Artiodactyla, Hippopotamidae. The record is from RefSeq and is a predicted model, not a curated record. The transcript has a single exon. The coding region runs from base 1 to 612 and encodes 203 amino acids.